CCAGACAUGAUCGUAAGUGGUCACUAGAAUUGAUUGCUAGCUUGAUUGGUCGCUGAAAUUGGUCGCUAGUUUGAGUGUGGUUAUCAUACAUGACAUAAGUGUGUUCAAAAUGACCUGCAAAGAAAAUGUUAUAUCCUGUUUGAUUUUGACAUUUAUAUGUAAACAAGCUUACGCGACGGCUUGUACAACUACAGGAGAGCCGGAUCUAACACGAAAUUUCCAAUCCAGUGAUUCAGGAGCAGGUGUGGCAGUGUUGAUGGAUCAUGAAGAUUUUAAAUUUGAUUGCUGUGGUUAUGUGAGCAAAUGGAACUUUCAUGCCGAUUCACCUGGUAGUGUCGAUGCCAUGGUUUGGCGGAAAGACACUGGCAAUACGUACACAUUAGUUGGUUACAAUACAAUAACAUCAAAUAAUACCCAAAGCCAAGAGUCGGAAGUUAUUGCAAAUGGAAAUAGAAUUCGAGUUGACAAUGACGAUCUUAUUGGGUUACAUACAAUCAGCAGUACAUUCAUCAUACCACAUGAUCUCGAGAACAACGGACAAGGAAGUGGAGGCAGAAAAAAGGAAACAUUGACCAACGUUGUAUCAUCAAUGGCAUCCCAAAGUCCUUAUGACUGGUCUUCUGCAAGUUCUUCCAAUGCAGCUUGUGCUAUUCAAGCGAUUACUACACCAAGCCAGGAUCCAUCAUUGUCAGGGUUAAACGACAUAAUAAAGUAUAAUGACGAGGUAUUUGCAGGCGAUUUAUUGUCCACAUUUACAGCUACUGAUGGCGACCUCGAAGACACAAAUGAUUUGCUGAUAACAUUUAACAGUGGCACAAGUUAUUUUGGACUACAAAAUACCAAUGAAAUACGUGUAACAAAUGUACCGCCAAUUGGAAAUUAUACUCUAAGCGUAACAGUAACAGAUCCAUGUAACAAGUCUGAUACUAGUACACCAACGAUAGCAGUAAUUAAUAGACUUCCUGUAAUUAAUAACCUUCCAAGUACUGUGUCAAUAUCAGAGGAUACACCAGAUAGUACUCUUAUAUUUACACUAAAUGCCACAGACACGAUUACUGACCCGUUAGCAUGCGUCAAGACGGGAGGAGUUGCAGUUCCAUUUUCUGUUUCUGCCAUACCAUCAACAACAACAGAUUAUGGUGUGUACUUGGACACCGGAGUGACUUUAAAUUAUGAUGUAAAUCCUUCAUACACUGUAACUGUAACAUGUGACGACGGAAGUGAUACUGUUGAUGGCGUAUUGACAAUCAUUAUUAUCCCGAAUCAGGCACCUGUCAUCAAUAGUUUGCCAGAUACUGUAAGUUUCCUUGAAGACGUCAACACCAACACUUUGCUGCAUACAAUUAAUGUCACUGAUUUUGAAGGGGAUGUUAUUUCAUGUUAUCUUGUUCCAACCAGUACUGUAUUCGAUAUUUCAUUGGUACAACCCCUAAACAAUGAAAAUGGAAUCUUCCUGACAGGAGGGACACAUCUGGAUUACGAUACGACAUCAUCCUACUCAUUUACAGUACAGUGUGAAGACCAAAGACGAAAUGAUACAGGCAGUUUUACCAUAAAUUUAAUACGGAAUACACCUCCGGUAAUAAACAACUUGCCAUAUACAGAAAGUAUAUCAGAGGACCUGAUAACCAAGACAUUGAUACACACAUUGAACGUUACGGAUGUUAAUGCAGCAGAUAUUAUCACUUGUACAUUGAAUUCACAUACAACGUUAUUUGAAUUAGCGGGUUACGGAGUUUUCUUGAUCGGAGGAACAGCUCUAGAUUACGACGUUACUCCGACUUAUCAACUUGAUAUAGAAUGUGGUGAUCAUAGAAGAAAUGUCUCUGAUGUCCUCACAGUAGAUCUCAUUCGUAAUGAGCCACCAUCAAUUGCUAACCUACCAAUGAGCUGUGAGAUACCAGAAAGCAUCACUGCAGAAAGUUUAUUGUAUACCGUAUCUGUUACAGACCCUACAAACGACACAGUUACUUGCACUUUAACAACAGUGACAAAUACUUUUUUUCUCCAGUCUGGCUCAAGUCAGUUUGAUACUAAUAUCUACGUUAGAGGGAAUCAAGCUUUUGACUAUGACGCUUUGAAUCGAUACACAUUAGGCAUAGAAUGUGCUGACCAGCGACGAAAGGAUGAAUCAGAAUUUUAUAUAUACCUGCUUCGUAAUAUACCGCCAUACUUUACAAAUAUUCAAGCUAAAACCACUGUCUCUGCACAGACAGUAGUGACCGGUCAGGUUGUAUACACCAUAACCAGUAUAGAUCCAGAGAGUGACAAUGUACAGUACACAAUGACAUCCAGCACGGCUACAGCACCAUUUGCAAUUAACCAGAACACUGGUGAAAUAUCUUUGAGUCGUUCAAUAAACACUGAGUUGUCAGCUGGAUAUGAAUUAUAUAUAACUGCAUCAGAUGGCAGAAACAAUGUUGCUUAUAGAACAUUGUCAAUAAGAAUUUCAGAUAUCAACAAACCACCUUCAUUCUUAAAUCCGUCACAAACAGUUAUUGUUUUAGAGGGCAUCAACAUCGGAUCAUCUAUUCUUCAACCAAUGUUAACGGAUGAAGAUAUAUCUGAUACGCACACGUACUUUGCAUCGUAUUCCCCACCAGAGGGUGUUAUCUACUUUAAAGUAAACGCCACAACUGGAUUGAUAACAUCUAUGGUCGAAAUUGAUUACGAGACAAUUCCCUACAAGACGUUUCUAUUGACUAUUACUGGAUCAGAUUCUCUGAUGGUGGACACCACAAAUAUAACGCUAAAUAUACAGAAUAUGAACGAACCUCCAAAGUUUACAAAGACAAAAUAUGCAUUCACAGCUAUAGAAAAUAGUGCUGGGACUGUUCUGCAAAAUCCAUACUACCAGUUUUCAGACGAAGACGGUGAUACCGUUAAGUUCUCCUUUAAUUGUGGAACAGAUACUGGAUUUCUAGACAUAGAUUCAAGUACGGGACUCCUUUCAUAUGCCAUUGAUUAUGACUUAGACGUAGCUGGUACAGCUUCUCUUAUAAUCUGCGAGGUUUAUAUUACUGACAAUGAGUACACCGAUACUGCUUUUCUUAACAUAACGGUACUUGAUGCCAAUGACAAUUCUCCAUCGUUUCUGAGUGAUGAAUACACAUUUGUUGUUAUAAAUAGCCAGUCCAUUGGAUCCACAAUAGGCAAAGUUGAUGCAAACGAUAAUGAUGUCGGAACUAACGGAAACGUCGUUUAUCAUCUGGCACAGGAAGAUCUCAACAACGGGUUGUUCAGCGUAUCUGCUGAUGGCUCCAUUAUUAUUCAACAGUCUUUGGAAAGUUUUGUUCCGGGCACAAAUCUCAACCUUACUGUUUAUGCUGUGGAUAGUGGGGGUGAACAAGAUACUGCCUUGGUCAAUGUUAUUUUACCUGUUGUAGAAUCCAAUGGAAAUGUUUAUGUAGAUAUGGUAUACUACAAGUCCUUCUUCUCAUAUGCUCCGAACAUGGCAUGGUUUGUUCCAUUGAUGGUAAUCAUUUUUGGAACAAUCUGCAUUGUGUUCCACACUGUAUUUAAAGGAUAUUGUACAUGCUCAAAAUAAAAAGGACUGUAAAGACAAAACGAUUGAAAUAGAUACAGAGGAACGGAUUGUUUCAAUAACCGUUGUUAUCAACAUGUCAUAAAAAAACAAAUGCAUUAAUCUGCAAACUGUCAGUAGUAGUUUAGUAACUUUUGAAAUUAAUUCUUGCUGCUAAAUCUGAAGAAAAAUAGUUUUGCUUCUCGUUUUUUUUUCUAUUUUCACGUGAUUUUCUUAAAACGAUUGAAGCCGAACUCCUCAAGAGCGAUUCUAUUUGCCAAUCACAACUUCUCGUUACACUUUUAUUUCUAAAUUAAUUAAUCUAAAAAGUGCUUUACAGUACUCAUUUUGUAUAAGAUAAAAACUUGAGAAAACAUUGUUGGUUACUUAACCAAUACUGAAUACUUCAACCUUUAUGUACUAACAAGACUUUUUAAUGUAACAUUUCAAGAGAAGAUACAUUAAUAAAAACAUUUCACCGAA
This is a messenger RNA of Mytilus californianus (California mussel), 4006 nucleotides long. Its product is annotated as cadherin EGF LAG seven-pass G-type receptor 2-like. The transcript has 22 exons. Gene Ontology annotation, cellular component: plasma membrane; cell-cell junction. The record is from RefSeq and is a predicted model, not a curated record. The coding region runs from base 110 to 3547 and encodes 1145 amino acids. Gene Ontology annotation, molecular function: calcium ion binding. NCBI's taxonomy places the organism in Eukaryota, Metazoa, Mollusca, Bivalvia, Mytilida, Mytilidae. Gene Ontology annotation, biological process: homophilic cell-cell adhesion.